UCAAGCCCAGAGCGGCGCACAUGUGCGCGCCACACAUAUAACAAUAAAUAAAAAAAAAGUCAAUUAUAAAGCACAACACGGCAUAAGCUAACAACAAAAGAAGAUACUGAUCGUUGUAUACAAACUAGUUAUUAUUGUUGUUCUCGCUUUUAUUUUGUGUGCGCUAAUUAACAAAGCUUUAUACUAAAUUUAGAAUGGCUACAACUGUUUGCUUGAGUUUAUUGUUGCUGCUCAGCUGUUUUAUGCUUCAGCAACAGCAAGUGGAGUCCAAGCGCUACUUACGCUGCGAGCUAACCAAGCUAAUGGUGCAACAGUAUAGAUUCGAAAAGAGUCUUAUGUCCAAUUGGAUUUGCUUGGUGGAGCAUGAGAGCGAACUGGAUACAAACAAGGUCAAGAACAAUGAGAACCAUAGCAAAAACUAUGGAUUAUUUCAAAUUAGCAACAAGGACUACUGCGCAGAGGGACGCAAGGGCGGUCUAUGCAAUAUGAAAUGUGAAGAUCUGUCCAAUGAUGAAAUAUCUGAUGAUAUGGCUUGUGCCAAGUUAAUACAGCAGCGCGAUGGCUUUAAGUACUGGAAGGGCUGGAAUCGUUAUUGUCGCAACACUCAAAAUUUGCCCAACUUGGAUGUAUCCUGUAAACUAACUCAGAUACCGCCAUUGCGCCCAAUAUGGGGUUGAUCUAAGGCUGACAUAACUUGUUGACUAACUAAAUUUAACAAUUGUGUAUAAACAUUCAGGUUCUAGCUUUUAACAAUUUGUAUAUUUUGUCGAAUAAAAAGAAAGUGUUUAAUGCUUCA
Drosophila busckii is the source of this 796-nucleotide messenger RNA. RefSeq names its product lysozyme. The record is from RefSeq and is a predicted model, not a curated record. Lineage: Eukaryota; Metazoa; Arthropoda; Insecta; Diptera; Drosophilidae. The transcript is spliced from 4 exons. The coding region runs from base 195 to 677 and encodes 160 amino acids.